AUGUCGGAGUACAUGAGCACUCUCACAGCUCUGCACGAGACAGCGGCAAAGGGAGGCCCGGAGAAGGCAAGAGAGAAACAUGUAGACCGCGGGAAGCUGCUGGUGCGGGAUCGCAUUACGGCCUUGGUAGAUCCCGGUACGAGCUUUAUGGAGCUGAGUGCUCUGGCGGGACAUGAUAUGUAUCCUGGUGAGGAUGUGCCGGCUGGUGGCAUCGUGACGGGCAUUGGGACAGUCGAGGGUGUGAUGUGUAUGAUACUGGGAAACGAUAGCACGUAUGUCGAAUUCAUUCUUCCCACGAGCCGUGUUACUGAUUUUUUCUCGAAGCGUCAAGGGCGGCUCAUACUACCCCGUAACCAUCAAGAAACAUCUCCGAGCACAGGAGAUCGCCCAACAAAACCGUUUACCGUGCAUAUAUCUUGUCGACUCUGGGGGUGCCAACCUUCCUAAACAAGCCGAUGUGUUUCCGGAUAGAGAUCACUUUGGACGGAUAUUCUACAAUCAGGCUAACAUGAGCAGCAUGGGCAUUCCCCAGAUCAGUGUGGUGCUGGGUUCAUGCACAGCGGGCGGAGCAUAUGUGCCGAGCAUGAGUGACGAGAGCAUCAUCGUUCAAGAACAGGGCACUAUCUUCCUCGCAGGACCACCGCUUGUCAAAGCCGCAACAGGAGAGGAAGUCAGCGCUGAAGAGCUAGGGGGCGGUAAGCUUCAUUCGGAAGUAUCUGGCGUAACAGACUACCUCGCAGUAGACGACGCACAUGCCCUUGUCCUGGCCAGGAGAUGCAUCUCCAACCUCAACUAUCCGACAACACAGAACCCAUCCCGGAAACAGGACUGGAAAGAACCCCUCUAUCCCAUCGAGGAACUCGGCGGCAUCGUCGGUACGAAUCUCAAGCAGACAAUCAAUAUGCACGAAGUCAUAGCCCGCGUCGUCGAUGGCAGCGAAUUCUCCGAAUUCAAGCCCGGCUAUGGGACUUCUCUCCUCACCGGGUUCGCCACCAUCUACGGCCAUCCCGUCGGCAUCCUCGCAAACAACGGCAUCCUCUUCAGCGAGAGCAGUCUGAAAGGCGCCCACUUCAUCCAGCUGUGCUGCCAGCGAAACAUCCCGCUCAUCUUCCUCCAGAACAUCUCCGGCUUCAUGGUCGGGCAGGACGCAGAGAAAGGCGGAAUCGCAAAGAAUGGAGCGAAAUUGGUGACGGCAGUUGCUUGCGCUCGUGUUCCCAAAUUCACCGUUCUCGUAGGGUCCUCCGCUGGAGCCGGAAAUUACGGCAUGUGCGGACGGGCAUAUUCUCCUCGGUUGUUGUGGAGCUGGCCCUCUGCGAAGACAAGCGUCAUGGGCGCGGAGCAGUUGAGCAGUGUCAUGGAGGCUGUGGGCAAGAAGGUUGAUCCGGAAUUGAAAGCUCGGAUUGAACGAGAGAGUGAAGUCACGUUCGGCACGGCGAGGCUGUGGGACGAUGGGGUGAUUCCGCCGGAGCAUACUAGACGUGUGCUCGGCAUGGGCCUGCAAGUGGCGAUGACGGGUAGUGUGGAGAAGGAAGAGACGAAGUUCGGUGUUUUCAGGAUGUGA
Messenger RNA from Lecanosticta acicola, 1561 nucleotides. Lineage: Eukaryota; Fungi; Ascomycota; Dothideomycetes; Mycosphaerellales; Mycosphaerellaceae. The record is from the annotation of a GenBank genome assembly.